This is a messenger RNA of Marchantia polymorpha subsp. ruderalis, 882 nucleotides long. The record is from the annotation of a GenBank genome assembly. Lineage: Eukaryota; Viridiplantae; Streptophyta; Marchantiopsida; Marchantiales; Marchantiaceae.
AUUUCAGGCCAGAUUCGCGAGCGGGCUGCCCCGUUUUCAAGGAGACUUUCGGAUCUGCUGCAAAGAGAUCGCUCUUACCAUUGCACCGUCUACGCCAUCAACCGCUACCAGAAUGCACCCAAAGAUACGCUCAAGUUCGUCGUGUAGUACCUUCAAGAGAGGAAUACACUGCAUCCCAACGACAAUGUCGUUCAUGCUGUGAUGAGGAUGGUGCAUGGUCAGAAGAAGGAAGGACACACGCCGUCGUUAAACUUUCGUCACACCAGUGUUUCAGCUCGAAAGAUUCUUCGAAUUAACCUUAAAUCAUGGCACCAGGGAGCCGUCUCCACUCCUACGUCGACGAAUAGUAAUGGGCGGAGGAUUAGAGACUGUGUGUGCAGUACAGUGGCCAGUGCUCCCUCUUCAUAAUAAUGUGUUUACCAGAGAAGUGUUAUAGAGCUGGACCUGUCCAGCUUGAAUAAGGAGAUGUCAUCGAACUGGACUGGUGCUGGGUGGAUUUUGAAAGACCAUGGCCCCUUGAGCUGCCUCACAGAACUUUGAUCAUUGGAGUCCAAUGAAAUGUAGCACAGUAAAAAUUUCAGGCCUCACAAAGUUGUUGCAAUCUCCGUGUGCACAAAGUCAGCGCCGAGAUGCGAAGGCGGACAGAAUUGUGUGCUUCUCACCAAGGAUUGUGUAUCGAGUACGACCACGAACGCCCUCUAUAUCAAGCAUAACAAUGAGUGGUCUCCAAAUAAGAGUCAACUGUUUUUAAAAAUUGCACAAAGGUUAAAAACGAUGUAAGUUUAUGAACAACAAACGACAUACUUAAACAUCAAAAUUGACUAGGAUGAGGAAACGUUAUAUACAGCAAAUAUUGAGAUCAAGACGAUUCUCAAACCUAGU